AUGGGCUCCAAUAUUCAAGCCUCACUACUGCACACUCUCCCUCUUGAGCUACGUACGAAGAUCUACAAGGAGCUCCUCAGCCCCGAUCCUGCGCGCGUUUACACACUCUACCAUGAUAGGCAUGGCAGAGAAGCCUCCUUCAACAUCGACCCCACCAUUCUCCGAGUCAACAAGCAAAUAUACUCCGAGGCCAUCUCAGUCCUCUACGACACCAUUAGUGUCCGAAUCCAUCUUGCCACGCCAGUUGUAAGGCAAUGCACGCUCGGCACAUACCCUGACAGACUCGUUGACCCCCCCAGCCUUUUCCGCGAAGAUACUGAAGCGACUGUCGAGAGUGCGAACAAAUUGUCACGGCGGAGUCGAAAUCGAAGCUUAGAAUUCGAAGCGCUAUUUGGAUCUAUGGCUCAAGGCUAUAUCUACCCACAUUGCUUCCAACGCCUGCGCAAAAUACACUUGGUGACUUCGCGCCAUGCGAUUUGGGGCGCUACCAGGGGCGGCAGCUACUUCUCACACGCUGGAAAGCUAGUAUUGCGUAUCCUUAGGCUCUUAGCAAAUGAACAAGACUCAAAUGCACCCAUGAUCAAGCACUUCAGAUUGACCUAUCAACCAAGCUGGCGCACCUUCGAGUCUCAGAUGCUGCUGGGAGAUGGGGAGAUGGACAAGAGGACAAAGGCGAUCGUUGGGUUACUGAAGGCGCUGAAGAGGAGGACCGAUGCUGAGAUCGUGGUUGAAGAAGGGGCACUUACAAAGACACUAGGAGAAUUGGAGAUGGAGUUGUUGGAUGAUACUGAUGAUGAACUGUGA
Molecule: messenger RNA, 804 nt
Organism: Letharia columbiana
Lineage: Eukaryota; Fungi; Ascomycota; Lecanoromycetes; Lecanorales; Parmeliaceae
Exons: 1
Coding region: 1-804 (267 amino acids)
Source: RefSeq, a predicted model, not a curated record